Molecule: messenger RNA, 2286 nt
Organism: Pongo pygmaeus (Bornean orangutan)
Lineage: Eukaryota; Metazoa; Chordata; Mammalia; Primates; Hominidae
Gene: HSD3B7
Product: hydroxy-delta-5-steroid dehydrogenase, 3 beta- and steroid delta-isomerase 7
Exons: 7
Coding region: 345-1322 (325 amino acids)
Biological process (GO): steroid biosynthetic process
Molecular function (GO): oxidoreductase activity, acting on the CH-OH group of donors, NAD or NADP as acceptor
Source: RefSeq, a predicted model, not a curated record
GACGGUGUGCGGGCCGGCCAGCCCUGGACGAAAGAAGAGGGCCCCUCCGGACCAGUCUGGGCACCCUGGGACAGCGGCUGCAGCCAGGCAUGGCCGACUCUGCACAGGCCCAGAAGCUGGUGUACCUAGUCACAGGGGGCUGCGGCUUCCUGGGAGAGCACGUGGUGCGAAUGCUGCUGCAGCGGGAGCCCCGGCUCGGGGAGCUGCGGGUCUUUGACCGACACCUGGGUCCCUGGCUGGAGGAGCUGAAGACAGGUUCUUGUUGGGGGAGCUUGUGGUGAAGAGGGUGUGGACACUUCCCCAACCCUUCCCAAGCUGGGAUCCCCACCCCUGCAGUGGAACAGAUGAUGCUGGUUUCUGUCCACAUGGAUGGGUCGAGGCCUGUGAGGGUGACUGCCAUCCAGGGGGAUGUGACCCAGGCCCAUGAGGUGGCAGCAGCUGUGGCUGGAGCCCAUGUGGUCAUCCACACGGCUGGGCUGGUAGACGUGUUUGGCAGGGCCAGUCCCGAGACCAUCCAUGAGGUCAACGUGCAGGGCACACGGAACGUGAUCGAGGCUUGUGUGCAGACUGGAACACGGUUCCUGGUCUACACCAGCAGCAUGGAAGUUGUGGGGCCUAACACCAAAGGUCACCCCUUCUACAGGGGCAACGAAGACACCCCAUACGAAGCAGUGCACAGCCACCCCUAUCCUUGCAGCAAGGCCCUGGCCGAGUGGCUGGUCCUGGAGGCCAACGGGAGGAAGGUCCAUGGGGGGCUGCCCCUGGUGACGUGUGCCCUUCGUCCCACGGGCAUCUACGGUGAAGGCCACCAGAUCAUGAGGGACUUCUACCGCCAGGGCCUGCGCCUGGGAGGUUGGCUCUUCCGGGCCAUCCCGGCCUCUGUGGAGCAUGGCCGGGUCUAUGUGGGCAAUGUUGCCUGGAUGCACGUGCUGGCAGCCCGGGAGCUGGAGCAGCGGGCAGCCCUGAUGGGCGGCCAGGUAUACUUCUGCUACGAUGGAUCGCCCUACAAGAGCUACGAGGAUUUCAACAUGGAGUUCCUGGGCCCCUGCGGACUGCGGCUGGUGGGCACCCGCCCACUGCUGCCCUACUGGCUGCUGGUGUUCCUGGCUGCCCUCAAUGCCCUGCUGCAGUGGCUGCUGCGGCCGCUGGUGCUCUACGCACCCCUGCUGAACCCCUACACGCUAGCCGUGGCCAACACCACCUUCACCGUCAGCACCGACAAGGCUCAGCGCCAUUUCGGCUAUGAGCCCCUGUUCUCGUGGGAGGAUAGCCGGACCCGCACCAUUCUCUGGGUACAGGCUGCUACGGGUUCAGCCCAGUGACGGUGGGGCUGGGGCCUGGAGGCCCAUUACAGCGCAUCCACCCAGGUCCCGAGCCCUCACAUCCUGGAUGGGAAGGGACAGCUGCAUUCCAGAGCGGGAGGCAGGGCUCUGGGGCCAGAAUGGCUGUCCUUGUCCUAGAGCCCUCCACAUUUUCUUUUUCUUUUUUGAGACAGGGUCUUGCUCUGUCACCCAGACUGGAGUGCAGUGGCGUGAUCAUAGCUCAUUGCACCCUCAACCUCCUGGGUUCAAGCAAUCCUCCUGCCUCAGCCUCCUGAACAGCUGGGACCACAGGUGCACGCCACCACACCUGGGUUUUUUUUUUUUUUUAGAGACAGGGUCUCACUAUAUUGCCCAGGCUGGUCUUGAACUCCUGGGCUCAAGUGAUCUUCCCACCUGGGCCUCCCAAAGCGCUGGAACUACAAGUGUGAGCCACCGCGCCCAGCCCAAGCCCUCCACAUUUUCAAUCCAGGAGCCUUGAGUUUGUGUUGUGUCCUGACGCCUCCAAGUUCUAGGGCCGUCAGGACACAAGGGCAGGGUUUGGGGACAGAGUGUCCUUCCUCUGUCCUCUCACCCCAGUCCUGAUGGCCGCUUGGUGAGUGGCUGGUGUCCUGGUGACCUGCCCCAGCUCUCUUCUGGCUUUCUGAGCAGGAAGCAAGCAGAGGCUCCACAGGCUUACGCUGCUCUCCUGACAUCCACAUGCAACCCUCGGUGCAGAGUGCAGAGGCGGCUCUGGUUCCUCCAGCCACCUCAGUCCCUCUUUGGGAGGUGAUGUUCCCAUUGUUUUUCAAAGGCCUCACCUUCAACCAUCUGUCUUAGAAUUCCCCUCUGGAGGGCUAUGGCCUCCCUGCGCUUUCACUUCCCACCUCUCUACCUAAGUUCCUUCCCGGCACAUCGCCAGCCCUGGGUCUGGGGAUGUCCCCAAUGCUGUACCUGGCUGACCCCGGAUUAAAAGCCUCAUCCACGA